CCCAAACGGAGAGGGAGUGUGACGGGGGCGCGCGCCUCCCAACUUUCUUCCCACCUCCCGGCUCUCACCGCGGCGGUUUGAGGUGCAAGCCUGUAAUUCUCACGUCCGGAGGUGGGAAGGAGCCUUCGUGAUCUAAGCUCGACUCCUGCCGGGGUAGCAACCGGACUGACGUCUGGAGGCGGGGAGGCUCCGCGUGACAGAGUGAUACGCCCGGGGCGUGUGUUCUGCGGUCCGCGCGGCUGGGCUGGAGGCCCGAGAUAGGCAAACCAAAGAGCACAACCUACUGCCAGCCUGGAUGGGGCGCCAAAGUCCGACCCAGGGGGACACACCCCAGGCUGGGGGCGGAGGCACCCACAGAUGGAUGACCGGCUGGAAGGAGAUUAGGUAGCAGAGUCCGUCCAUUUAUUCAUUUAGCAAGUAUUGAGCACCUGCUAUGUGCCAGGGGUUGUGGACAAAGCGAGGAAUUCCUGACAAGAAAAACUAUGUUAAGAGAGGAGGCAGGGUGAGAGCACCCUUCAAACAAUCAAACACCUGUAUAAACACAAACUGCUCUUCAGGGAGGAGCAGGGGUUUUGGGAGAAUUUACAGAAGCUUCUAGGCUGGUGUUGGGAAUCACAGGAGGCUAACUAGGCAAAGGGGAGAGGAAGUGUGUUUCAGAUGGAGAGAUCAGCAUGUAUAUAAGAACUCUGUGGAAGGCAGCAGAGCUCCUUUGAGGGAUGAAAAGAAACCCAGAAAGGGGGGAAUGGAAAGUUAGUGCUUAAUAGGUAUAGAAUUUCAGCUGGAGAAGAUGAAACAGUUCUGGAAAUGGAUAGUAGUGAUGAUCGCACAACAAUGUGAAUGUACCAAACGCCACAGAUCUGCACACUUAAAAAUGGUUAUGUACAUUUUACCACAAAAAGAAAAGAAACUCAGAGUUUAGAGAAUAAAGGAGUGGAGUGAGAUCCACUAGAGCGAAUAGAAGGGGCUGGACCAUGUAGGAUUUUAUGGGCCAUAGUGGCAAGUUUAGGACCAUAGAACACUGAUCAAAAUUGCAUUUUUUAAAACUCACUUUGGCUGCUAAAGUGCAGAUCAAAAUGGAGAAAUCUCAACAGAGCUAUGGUGGGACUGGCCUGGGAGCCAGUGCAGUCAUCUGGGCAAGAGAGAAUAGAGCUGGAGUGUGGACUAGGGUGAGAGUGAAGAAAAAGAGAUCUAAGAAGGCUGCAGAAAAAUGUAGGAGCAAAAUCAAUAGGACUUGGUGAUGAGUUGGAUGUGAAGGGGUGAUGAAGCAGCUUCAAGGAUGAUGCCACUGUUCAGCCUUGGAUAAAUGGAUGGUGGAGGGAUUCACAGAUACGGAGAACACUGGAAGAGGAGGCGGGAGCAUCCAAUCAACGUCGAGAGCCUAGGCCCCACCUAUCGUGGGUCGAGUCGCUUGGCGGUCGUGGUUCCGGAGGUUCCUCGGGAUGUCGGUGGCCUUCGUACCGGACUGGCUGAGGGGCAAGGCGGAAGUCAAUCAAGAGACUAUUCAGCGGCUCCUUGAGGAGAAUGACCAGUUGAUCCGCUGUAUUGUGGAGUAUCAGAACAAGGGCCGCGGGAACGAGUGCGUCCAGUACCAGCAUGUGUUACAUAGAAAUCUCAUUUAUUUGGCUACCAUUGCAGAUGCCAGUCCAACCAGCACUUCAAAAGCAGUGGAAUAAUCUUUCAAAAGCAAUAGAAUAAUCUUGCAUUUGGCUGUCGUGAGGAGUAAUUGAAUGUAAUCCAUCUCUUACAAAAUGGAGACAGGGUCUUUACCAACUCAACUGGUUAAAACAUGAAUGAAACCUCUGUGGCUCUUUCAAAACAUGUGAAAAUGUGAAGAAAGUUACUAAAUUAACUGUAUUCUCAAUGUAAUUAUUUUUUAAAUAAUUAAGCAAAUACCUCAAUAAGUUGAGCCCAGGUGUCCUCUUUCCUGAGCUUAGAGCAUGUUUGGAUAACAAAGACAUCACUGGGAUGUUCAAGUCUACUUUUUAGCUUCAACCUGAAGAGGAAACUGAGUAGGUGUUGGGCAGGAAUUGGUGAGACUCCUGACUUGAGACCUUGCUAAAUGGACAUGUAACUGUGUGCUCCUUCCUACCAGUUUGUAAAUGUGGUCCCCCUGACUGCUGUUUUCAGAUUGCUUUGAAAUAAAGGUUAUUUUUCUAUAAAAUACUGAUGUGGAGGUAUAGAAGUUUUCAUGUAAUAAGUAUUCCAUUUGGUUUUCAAGAAUAACUGUGAGGACUUAACCGUAAAGUAUAUAACAACAAUACUAUUAUCAUUGCCAACAAAAUGAAUAGUGAUUUCUAAUUAUUAUCUAAUAUCAUCUGAUAAUAGAUGAUGUUUAAUUUUCUUCAGUUAUCAGAUAAUGUAUUUUUGUUGAUUUGUCUGAACCAGAAUCCAAAUAAGAUUCACAUUGUAUUUUGUUGAUGUUCCUUUAAGUCACUUAAAGAAUAAAUAGUUCCUUUUUUUCUUUGUUGAAA
This is a messenger RNA of Symphalangus syndactylus (siamang), 2471 nucleotides long. RefSeq names its product SS18 like 2 (gene SS18L2). The record is from RefSeq and is a predicted model, not a curated record. Lineage: Eukaryota; Metazoa; Chordata; Mammalia; Primates; Hylobatidae.